Malassezia sympodialis ATCC 42132 is the source of this 1011-nucleotide messenger RNA. RefSeq lists its product as uncharacterized. The record is from RefSeq and is a predicted model, not a curated record. Lineage: Eukaryota; Fungi; Basidiomycota; Malasseziomycetes; Malasseziales; Malasseziaceae. The transcript has 2 exons. The coding region runs from base 1 to 1011 and encodes 336 amino acids. Gene Ontology annotation, cellular component: cytoplasm; proteasome core complex; nucleus.
AUGCCGAUUGAUAUGACACCUGGUGUGGCAAGUGACGAUUUGGCCGAACGUCGAACUGUGAUCAAGAACAAAAUCUUGGCAGUCGGUCGCAUGUCCCGUGUUUUCCAUGUGCUGCGCGAAGAGGCAGAGCGCGUUUCUGAGCUUAAAAUUGCUUCUGGCACUGGUCGGCUUCCCUAUGGCACAUUGGCUCUUGGAUCAGAAGGCAUCAAGCAAGCCAUUCACAACUUUGACGAGGCUCGAAAGGUGGAUAUUGAAAACGAACGCUUGCCGCCGUCCCUCGUCGCGGCCGACCAGACCGACGAGACACCAAUGAUGCCUGCUCCUGCUUUAGUGGACAGUCUGCCAUCCCAGAUGGCGCGGCCUAUUCUCCCUCUGGAGACCGACAAGGCCACACUGGCCACGAAUGGCUUUGCUGCAGAUGCCGAGGCGCUAGUGACGCGCGUUCAGACACGCCUGGAAAUGUAUCAACACACCCAUGGACGUUCCAUGCCACUUCAUUCGAUUGCGCGCAUGCUUUCCACCAUCCUAUACAGCAAGCGCUUCUUCCCUUAUUAUGUGUACAACAUAUUGGGGGGUAUUGAUGAAGAGGGCCGUGGCGCUGUCUACAGUUAUGACCCUGUCGGAAGCUACGAGCGCAUCGUCUGCAGCGCCAGUGGCACUGCCCAAGGCCUGAUGCAGCCGUUUUUGGACAAUCAAGUCAUGUUCAAAAAUCUCAACGCCCCGGAUGGGUCGCCAAUCCCCGAGCCUGGGCAUCUACCUCUCGACCAAACACUCCGGAUUGUUAUGGACUCUUUUACGUCUGCCACCGAGCGCCAUAUCGAGGUUGGCGAUGGUCUAGAGAUCUAUGUCGUGCGCGCUAUUCAAUCCACUGCUGAAAAUGCUCCUUCGAUGGGCACGAGCACUGCCGACUUCCCGCUCGCCGAGCAUGGGGCUGUCGAGGCUUUGGGCGGUGAAGACGCUCACACACCAGGAGCCUGCAUGGUGAUCCGGCGUCAGCUCAAGAAAGACUAG